Messenger RNA from Cucurbita maxima (winter squash), 1231 nucleotides. RefSeq lists its product as uncharacterized. The transcript is spliced from 4 exons. The coding region runs from base 77 to 1180 and encodes 367 amino acids. The record is from RefSeq and is a predicted model, not a curated record. Gene Ontology annotation, cellular component: nucleus. NCBI's taxonomy places the organism in Eukaryota, Viridiplantae, Streptophyta, Magnoliopsida, Cucurbitales, Cucurbitaceae. Gene Ontology annotation, biological process: regulation of cell cycle.
ACGAUUCUCAAUACUGCUGUUACUCAGAAUCAACCAAGUGCACCCCAUUCUCAGAGGGAUUCGCUCGCCGACUGUGAUGGGGAAACCGGAUAAAGAGCGCCUCAUUCGAACUCUCAACUCGCAUCUGAACACCAUCCAUGAAACUUUUCAGAUGUUGGAUCAAAAUCCAUCAUCUUCGCUUGAAAAGGUGAGCUGGGAGGAUGUUCUGAAAAUGAGCGACCAAGUCUACAAGCAGGCGACUCUGGAAUGGUGUGGACUGGAGGAAGACUAUAAGUUACAGAAAUUGAGGAAAACAUGGCAUCUUAUGCUGCAGGGUUUCCUCCUGGUUUCCCAUGGGAGUAAAGUGGGUGCUGGCCCUACUUUAUCUUCUGUUAUCCAUGCAUCUGUGAAACAAGUAAUUGAUUCAAGUUCCAAGUUAUGGAAGGAAUCCAUCUCUUUAUAUGGACCUCGGGAUAGUAAGGAUCAAAACCAAGUAGUUCCGCAGUUGGUUGGUGCAGUUUGGGAAGCUUGCUCUUCUCUUAAGAAAGCUCCUUCCACAAAUGUAACUGCAAUUGGCCGAGCAAUAAUGCAGGUUGCUGUAUCAGUGAAGGACGUCCUCCGAGAAAUGAAGGAGCUUAAACAAGGUCCCUCUGACUUGGACGACGCUCCCGAACAAUCAUCUAGCAAGGUUGAAAGCAGUUUGCACUUGCAGGAUGAGGGUAAUACAAGCGGUGAUGCCGAUAUAGGUAACGAUUUGUCAGCCGAAGAGAUGAGAGUUGCUCAAUCUGCUAUUAGCAUCAUAUCUUCAAUACUUCAAGUUAUUAAGGAACUCAUUCGCUCUAUCACUAGUUUGCUUAAGCUGGAAAAUGAAACCAACGAAAGUAACUUAGCAACCUUGGAGAAUCUAUUGAGGCUAUGCCAAGGAAUUGGAGUACAGGUCGACGAGCUUGGAGCUCGUCUUUAUCCCCCACAAGAGGUCCCAGCCAUUAAAGAAGCUUCUGAGAAAAUUUCUAGCUUUCUUGACAAUAUGCAGGCAGAGUUGGGAGGUCUUAAUGGUAAUUCGGAAGGCUUUCUUCAGGCAUGCAACAAUCUCCGAAAUUCAUUGAAGCAGCUCGAGAUCGAACUAGGUGGCUUCACAGAUUCUGAUCUAGAAAGUAGAAUUCUAGAAAGUAGAAGGCAGAAUGUAACGUUAAACGUCUAAACGAGAUUAUCCAUCUAAUCUGAUAUAUCUACAGCCUCGGAUCCAGUUUUG